Messenger RNA from Lodderomyces margitis, 1572 nucleotides. RefSeq names its product protein kinase (gene PDK2). NCBI's taxonomy places the organism in Eukaryota, Fungi, Ascomycota, Pichiomycetes, Serinales, Debaryomycetaceae. Gene Ontology annotation, cellular component: mitochondrion. The coding region runs from base 1 to 1572 and encodes 523 amino acids. The record is from RefSeq and is a predicted model, not a curated record. The transcript has a single exon. Gene Ontology annotation, molecular function: pyruvate dehydrogenase (acetyl-transferring) kinase activity. Gene Ontology annotation, biological process: protein phosphorylation; regulation of glucose metabolic process.
AUGGGUACAGGUUGGGAGUUAACAAAGGCUUUAAAGGAUAAAAUAUUCCACUAUGCCAUCUACAAUCAAACACCUAUAUCAUUACGACAGAUGGUCCAGUUUGGUCCUACCCCUUCACCAGGAUCAAUAUUCCUCGCUUCCAAAUUCAUCGUUGAGGAGUUGCCGAUACGGUUAGCUAAAAAGGUCAAGGAUUUGGAGUAUGCACCAUUGGGAUUGAACGAGAGUCCGUCAACUAUUAAGGUCAAAAAUUGGUAUGCUCAAUCUUUCGAAGAGUUGACAGACUUGCCGAAGCCCACAAUUGAUGAGAAUUUGAAAAAGUUGUUGUAUAGCAAUAACGGCAACAACAAUGGAUUCAAAGUUGACAAACUCGACGACCAACCAAACAUUACAGAAGAGGUACACAAAAUAUCCGAAGUGCAAGAUGAUAACCCAGCUAUAAAUAAUGUAUUCAGCGAUGACGGCAUAGUAGUCCGACAUCACCAUCACCACCAUCAGCUGAACCAAGGCAAGCUACCUACAAUUUCCCAAACGAGGGUACCGUCAAAGGACCAGGAAAACACAACUAUACGAAGCGAAUCUCCCACGUAUGGCAUGACCUAUUUCCUGCCCUGCCCUACAAACAUUGUAUGGCCGAAAGAAGUUUAUGCAUAUAAUAAGGCGGUGUUUGAUGCUUUGGAAAAGAUCAAAAAGAGACAUGAUGCCACUGUGGCCACCAUGGCCCAAGGGGUUCAGGAAUGGAAGGCGAAAAACAAAACCGUGUUUGUCAAUUCGCAAAUUCAAACUUUUCUUGAUCGAUUCUACAUGUCAAGAAUUGGCAUUCGUAUGUUGAUUGGCCAGCAUUUAGCAUUGAACAUGGCCCAGAAUUCACCAACGAAGCAACGUCUACUGACGUUAAUCAACGGCUCAGAAGGCUCAACAAAGAAACCGGGCAGGUCAAACUAUGUUGGUGUUAUCUGCACUGAUUGUAAUGUGAGUGAGAUUGCUGAAGAUGCAAUCGAAACUGCUAAAUACAUUUGUGAAGAGUUUUACGGGCUUUUUGAGGCCCCAGAGAUACAGUUGGUUGCACCCCAACAAGAUAUUAAUUUCAUGUAUGUCCCUGGCCACUUGAUCCACAUGUUAUUUGAAACGUUGAAAAACUCCUUGCGUGCUACUAUUGAGUUCCACACACCCAAGUUGAAACAAAAGUAUGUUGAAGAGCAUCCAGGAACAAAGUUGGAUGAGGUCGACAUCAACGAUUUGGAGUACCCACCGAUUAAAGUCAUCAUUUCUGAAGGUACUGAAGAUAUCGCCAUAAAAAUAUCUGACGAAGGUGGUGGUAUCCCUCGUUCGUCCUUGCCGUUGAUUUGGACAUAUUUGUAUACAACUGUUGAUGAAACACCCGUAUUAGAACCAGAAUACAGUCAAACUAGCUUCAAAGCCCCAAUGGCUGGGUUUGGUUACGGUUUGCCCAUUAGUCGCUUGUAUGCGCAAUACUUUGGCGGUGAUUUAAAGUUGAUUUCAAUGGAGGGCUACGGAACCGAUGUGUACUUGCACUUGAACAGGUUGAGCAGUUCGAAUGAGCCGUUGCCAUGA